Molecule: messenger RNA, 561 nt
Organism: Suillus subalutaceus
Lineage: Eukaryota; Fungi; Basidiomycota; Agaricomycetes; Boletales; Suillaceae
Exons: 3
Coding region: 1-561 (186 amino acids)
Biological process (GO): branched-chain amino acid catabolic process; response to nutrient
Molecular function (GO): catalytic activity
Source: RefSeq, a predicted model, not a curated record
AUGGCCGUGGGCCAUGGCGAGCUAUACCAUUCACAGAGCCCUGAAGGGUUCCUCAUGGGUGCAUCUGGUCUCAAGGUCGUAAUUCCCCAAUCCAAUGCUAAGGCCUCCUCCUCUCAGCUAUCCGCGAUCCCAACCCAGUCAUAUUCAUGGAGCCCAGAGUCCUCUAUCGUUCUGCAGGUACUUGAACAAGUCCCAAUCGACGACUUCACCCUCGCCCUCUCCCGCGCCGAAAUCCUCCCAAGAUCCGAUCUGACACUCCUAACCUGGGGCACACCCGUCUACCACUGCCAAUACGCCCUCCGUCUCCUCAACUCCCCACCACCCUCACUCGCACCACUCAUCCCUCCUUUCGCAGCGCCAACGUCGAGCUCAUCGAUUUGCGAACGAUAUUGCCAUGGGAGAGAGACAGUCAUAGAGAGCGUGCGCAGGACGAAGAGGCUCGUGAUCGUACAUGAGGCGAAUGUGACAGGUGGCGUCGGGGGAGAAAUCGCUGCUGAGGUUGGGAAGAGGGCUUUCUUGAGGUUGGACGCGCCUGUGAGGAGAAUUGCGGGAUGGGAGUGA